GUUGUUCCCUAAGCCGGUGCUUAUGCUUUUAGGUUGAGAGAAGAAAGAAAAGAUAAAAGAGAAGAAAAGUGGGGCCAGAGUGAAUUGGGUAGAAGUAUUAAUUUGGGGUGGCAUUUGUUCUCUUGAAUCUGUCCGUAUUCCCUUGGGAAAUAGCAGCAUCUAGAGAGAGAGAGAGACAGAGAGAGAGAGAAUGUUCCAUCCUAAGAAAGCUUCGACUAUGAAUUCUCACGAGAGAGGGAUGUGCGUACAAGGCGACUCCGGCCUCGUCCUCACCACCGACCCCAAGCCCCGCCUCCGCUGGACUGUCGAGCUUCAUGAGCGCUUUGUCGAUGCUGUCACUCAGCUCGGAGGCCCUGAUAAGGCCACCCCAAAGACCAUCAUGAGAGUUAUGGGUGUAAAGGGUCUCACUCUUUACCACCUCAAGAGCCAUCUCCAGAAAUUUAGACUGGGAAAGCAGCCUCACAAGGAAUUCAAUGAUCAUUCAAUUAAGGAUGGUAUGAGAGGUUUAGAACUUCAUCGAAACACGGCUUCUUCAUCAAAUAUGAUCAACCGCACCAUGAAUGAUGGUAACUCACACAUGGUUGAUGCGAUUAGGAUGCAAAUGGAAGUGCAGAGAAGAUUGCAUGAGCAACUAGAGGUGCAAAGACACCUGCAGCUGCGAAUCGAGGCACAAGGGAAGUAUAUGCAGAGUAUAUUAGAAAAGGCUUGUCAAACCCUAGCGGGUGAAAACAUGGCAGCUGCCGGCGGCUACAAGGCCAUGGGGGGCGGCAUCCCAACUAAUAAUAAUAAUAAUCAGCAAAGCAUUGGUGACAUGGCCGGAGCCGGAGCCGGAGCCGGAGGGAUUAAAGAUUUUGGCUCCCCUCUCGGCUUCCCUUCUUUUCAAGACCUGAACCUCUAUGGAGGCGACCAGCUUGAUCUUCAGCAAAACGUGGAUGGGUUCAUGGCUCACAACGAUAGCUUACUGUGCUUGGGGAAGAAGAAGCCGAGGCCGCAGCCACCUACGUCAAACUAUGGUGGCAGCGCGGGAAAAGGUGGGUUGGACUGGGCAGACGAUCUCCGGCUGCAAGAUAUAGGAAUGGCGCCGCCGUCCUGCGUGGGGCAGCAAGAAGAUGAUUUCAAAGGAAUUGGUGGGACGCUGGUGGAAAGAGAUCAUUUGGAGGAAAUGUAUGAGGCAAAGCCAGCAGUGUCGGAUGAAGGCAAUGGGGAUCACAAGAACUAUGACAUCAAUAAUAAUAACAAUAAUAACAAUCAUAAUAAUGCGUCUAUAAAGCUUCAGAGGCCGUCCCCCCGAAGGUCACCCCUUUCCGUGGAUAGGGCCAACCACCCUCUUACCACUGCUCUUCAGUCCACACAUUCACCUUUUGGUUAAUUUCCAUUUAUCUCUUUCAGUUUUUAAUUUACAGUCGUCAAUUAGGUGAGUGACUCCGAUUUUUUUUUUUUUCUUUUUUUCUUUUUGAAAGAUACUCUUUAAUUUUAAUUAAUUUGGAGUAAUUUCAACAUCAAGGGGUUGACUUUGCAUUUUGAUGGACUCUACCCAGCGACCUACCAGACGAGGUACCGACACACAGUGUUUAAAGCCUUCCAUGCCAUAUGCAUAUGUAUAUGUGCAUGCAAAACCCUUUUGACCAACAAUAUCCCCUAGUAAUUAAUUAUUUGUUUUUUCUUUUUGGUUGAAUCAAUCCCUCGUUACUGACAUUGUACGAAGGAUAGAUAGCCUUCAAGUGUCACCAAUAUCUUACCUUUAUAAAUUUGAUAUCAAUCAAAUUGUCGAUGAGUUGUUAAUCUAAUAUGUUAAGUUUGUGAUAA
Messenger RNA from Benincasa hispida (wax gourd), 1806 nucleotides. Its product is annotated as myb family transcription factor IPN2-like. Gene Ontology annotation, molecular function: DNA binding; DNA-binding transcription factor activity. Lineage: Eukaryota; Viridiplantae; Streptophyta; Magnoliopsida; Cucurbitales; Cucurbitaceae. The record is from RefSeq and is a predicted model, not a curated record.